Messenger RNA from Manduca sexta (tobacco hornworm), 1953 nucleotides. RefSeq lists its product as uncharacterized. The record is from RefSeq and is a predicted model, not a curated record. The transcript has 2 exons. NCBI's taxonomy places the organism in Eukaryota, Metazoa, Arthropoda, Insecta, Lepidoptera, Sphingidae. Bases 625 to 1875 code for a protein of 416 amino acids.
UCCACAAAAAAACUUAAUAAAUGAUUUUUAAUAGUUUUUUUUCGUUUAUUAACUUUUGAAUUAAAUGAGUUUGGUAGUAAACAGUACCUUGAUAAUGAAAUGCUAGAAAGUGAAUAUGGCUGUUUUUCUUGAUACGAUAGUUUACUUAGGAGCCAUAGAUAUUUUGGUUUAUGUGGAGAUCUCAAGCAUCUAAGAAGGCCUAGCAUAAAGAUAUUUUACUUAUAAAUAUUGUUUAGAGAGUCGUCACAUAAAAAUCAGAAUCCAGUGAAAUACAUUUAUUAAUGUGUAUUAUAAAUACAAAUCUGUUGCUUUAAUCUACUAUCAAUCGCUUAGUAUUUUUAAGACCUGUUACAAAUUACCUUUAAGAAAAAAACAUACUUACCUAUACAUUUAUUUGAAUAAUUAUUUCAAUUGUGAUAAGACAUCUAAAUAAAAAAAACAGUCACAUGGAGUCUAUUUAUUCGUCAUUUUACGGCAGUAACACAUAUUUGUUUCUAAGCUUUGCUAAAGUCGAUAACGUGCAGUUAUCUACAUGUUAGGCAAAUAUUCCUAUCGCUACCACGACACAUAUUACAAUUAAUUUUAUAAUUAUUGUAAUAGCUGCAAUCAUCGAGGUGACACAAAAUGAAUUCGAAUACAUCAAUUGCUAAUUGUAACUACAUAUCGAGUAAAGAUGUCAAACAAAUAGUGUACAAAUACCUUAAUACUAAAAAGGUCAUCAUAGAAAGUUAUUCUAUCGAAAGAGCCAGUGAGAAAAUGCUAGGAUAUUUAUGUGAGUACUGGAAGCUUAAAGUCAUUGUUGAUUCCGAUUGUAAAGAGCUUUGUUUUUUUAUAAAAGCAAUUUGCCGAUUUAACGAUGCAAAAGCCGAGAUGGUAAAGGAAUUCAAUCUGUACAAAAAGGAAUUGUGUUUUUAUUCAACGAUUAAAGAAAUAAUUAAAAUCCCAGAUUUGAAGCCGUGGAGUGCCGAAUUAGUAGAAACACUUAACGAUGCAAUGGUUUUUGAGGACUUGAACGCUUUGGACUAUAAACUGCAUGAUAAAUUUCAUAGAUUUGAUAUGCAACAUAUUUUACAAGCCCUAAACACGAUUGCUCGCUUUCACGCAUCUUCUAUCAUCUACGAGGAAAAACAGAGUAACAAAUUGCAACGCUCAUACAGACUUGAUGAAGAUUUUGGACAAGUGCUGGAUAAAGCUGGCUAUAGCGAAUCAAGUCCAUGGUUUUUGCAAUGUAUGAACGGGGCUUUAGAAGCAAUUAAAGUAUUCAUUGAGUUUAACGAUAAAGAUAAAAGCUUGAUAGAGUCACGUUGGAAUGAAAUUUGGCUUUCUGCUUUAAGUCUGAGCUCUCCUUCUAAUAAAUACAAAAAUGUUGUUUCUCAUAGAGAUUUGUGGAAUAAUAACAUACUGUUUCAUUAUGAUAACAAAGGAGAACCUGAUGAAUGUGUGUUAGUGGAUUUUCAAGCAAUACGUUAUCAACCACCCGCUGGCGAUGUCAUGCUUCUUCUGUGUUGUAACUUGGAUCCAAAGUUUAGGGAAGAACAUUUGACGGAAUUCUUAAAUCACUAUUACGAAGAAUUGAAACGGAUUUUACAAGAUAAUGGAAUAAUUAUUGAGGAUAUUCUGACAAAAGAUGAGUUUUUCGCGUCUGCCGAAGAACAGAGAAAGUGGGGGCUUGUAAUUUGUGCUUGCCUUCUUCCACAAGUGUGGAUAGACGACGAUCAAACAAUGGAAAUUUUCAGCGAUGCAGCGCAAUACGAUGAUAUACUAUUGAAGAAUAAAGCAGCGUUCAUAAUAAAAAUGAUGAAGGAAAAUGUUUCAUAUCAAGAAAAAGUUAUGGAAAUAUUUAUUGAAAUUGUUGGACGAUAUUGCUUAGAAUAGCAUAAUAUAGUGAAAACGUACUAUAUAUAACUUAUAAGAUAAUAUUUAUAGUGGCAAUACAUUUUAUAAAAAAUAAAA